Molecule: messenger RNA, 462 nt
Organism: Parastagonospora nodorum SN15
Lineage: Eukaryota; Fungi; Ascomycota; Dothideomycetes; Pleosporales; Phaeosphaeriaceae
Exons: 1
Coding region: 1-462 (153 amino acids)
Cellular component (GO): intracellular anatomical structure
Molecular function (GO): oxidoreductase activity, acting on NAD(P)H, oxygen as acceptor
Source: RefSeq, a predicted model, not a curated record
AUGAAGAUGAUGGAUGUCAACUACACGGGCGUCUUCCUCUCCGCACGCGCCUGCGCUCGGCAGAUGAUGAAGUACAAGAUCCAAGGCUCGAUAUGCCUCGUGGCUUCGAUGAGUGGAACGAUUGCAAACCGAGGCUUCAUGGCGCCCGUAUACAACUCUUCGAAAGCUGCAGUCGUCCAGCUGGCGCGCAAUCUUGCUAUGGAGUGGGGACGCAUUAAUGAGGAUGGCGAAGGUGGUAUUAGGGUCAACUCUUUGAGCCCGGGUCACAUCGUGACACCGAUGGUCGAAGAGAACUUCAGGAGGGGUGAAGCAGAUCGAGCCGAGUGGGAGAACAAUAGUAUGCUCGGAAGACUGAGCACACCAGAGGAGUAUAAAGCUGCAGGUCUGUUCAUGCUGUCGAGGGCAUCAAGCUAUAUGACUGGGCAUGACAUGAAGAUGGACGGCGGCACGACUGCUUGGUAG